Paramecium sonneborni is the source of this 984-nucleotide messenger RNA. NCBI's taxonomy places the organism in Eukaryota, Ciliophora, Oligohymenophorea, Peniculida, Parameciidae. The record is from the annotation of a GenBank genome assembly.
AUUUAAGAAAAGUAAGUAUGAUAAAAGAAUACUAACCUAAAAUAUUUCGUAAAGAUUAAUUUACAUUGAGAUAUAAAGAUUUAGAGGAGAUAUACAAUGAAGAAAUGUCUCCUACUUAAAUUGAAUUAGGGUAUGAUACUGAGUUGCAACAAGUAAAAGAAAAGAUAAUAAAUAGACAGUAGUAGUUAAGCAUAUUGUAAAAGAGCAAUUAUUCAAUGACAUAUAAAGAAAAUAAGCUUUAAUGGAGUGUAAAGUACAUUCUGAAAUAAAAAAUGAUCAUUUAGUGGAAUUAUUUGAUUGUUUUUAAAAUGAAGAAGAAUAUACGUUAAUAUUGGAAUAUAUGAAUAACGCUAACUAUUUUAGGGAUAAAAUAGAAACAGUAAUAAAAUUUAUAUAUUAAUAUAUAAAGGAGUUAAAGAUAAUAUCAACAGAAGCAAAAAUGAAGUCUUACAUGUCUGAUGUAUUAGAGGGAUUAGACUACCUGCAUAAGCAAGGUAUUCUACCGAUUCUUGGCUAGGAUAUAUUCAUUGUGACAUUAAAUUAGAGAAUCUGUUCUGUGAAAAAUUGGAGGAUCAAGUUUUUAGAAAUGUAUUCAACUCUUUUAAUUAGGUUAAAUUAGGAGAUUUAGGAUUGGUGCAUAUAUAUGAUAUAAAUACAGGACAAGGUUUGAUGCCAGUUAAAUGUGGAACAGCUAAUUACAUAGCACCAGAAAUAACCAAUAAUGCUAUAGUGACUCCAAAAAUAGACAUAUGGUCACUUGGAAUUAUAUUAUAUACUAUGAGUUGUGGUUAUAAACCUACUCAAAUUCAAGGGUCGUUCAAUCUAUUAUUAUUUAUCUAGAUACAAGUAUACAUAAGGUCCCAUACCCUUUAGAAAAGUAGAUUGGAAAAAGAGAUCAAAAGAAUUAUAAAAUAUUAUAACAUUAAUGCUUGACAUGGAUCCUAAUUAAAGACCAUCUUGUCAAGAAUUAAUGUAACAUGCUUG